CCAAAGCAGGUGUUCUGUGGCCAAAGGUGAUCUGGACGGGCCGUGGGGUGGAGUGUCAACACUUGAUGUUUUUUACGCUAUGCAGUCCGAGUUGUGCACGCGAGGAUGGCGAGUGAUUUGCCGAAAGGUUGGGAGAAACGGAUCAGCCGAUCUACAGGUGAGCCGUACUACUUGAACACACUCACCAAGGAAAGCCAAUGGGAGCCACCCAAGGAGCCCGCAUCCACAGGAACAUCGACGAAAGACCAGGUGUGGUGCUCACACCUACUGGUCAAACACUGCGAGUCACGGAGGCCGUCUUCAUGGCGCCAGGAGAACAUCAGGACAAAAAAGGAGGCGCUUGCCCUUAUCAAAGGAUAUCGGGAGCAAAUAGUGUCGGGAAAGGCAACCUUUGAAGAGCUGGCGAGCCAGUAUAGCGACUGUAGCUCUGCCAAGCGGAAAGGCGACCUGGGAACAUUUGGCAGGGGCGCAAUGCAGAAGCCUUUUGAGGAUGCCGCCUUCGCUCUCAGCGUUGGGGAGCUCUCAGAGCCAGUCUACACAGAGUCAGGCAUCCACCUGAUCUUGCGCACUGCCUAAAGAGUGCCUCCAAGGUGCGAUUUGGUCUGCAGCAACAUCAAGAGCCAGCCUAGCCAACAUUAUCACAGCGCAAUGAAGCAAGGAUGGACAAACCAUGGUGUGGCUGUAAUAAAAAAAAUACUGCCCUCCCGAAGUGC
Messenger RNA from Rhipicephalus microplus (southern cattle tick), 713 nucleotides. RefSeq names its product peptidyl-prolyl cis-trans isomerase NIMA-interacting 1. Lineage: Eukaryota; Metazoa; Arthropoda; Arachnida; Ixodida; Ixodidae. Gene Ontology annotation, molecular function: peptidyl-prolyl cis-trans isomerase activity; protein binding. Gene Ontology annotation, cellular component: cytosol; nucleus. The record is from RefSeq and is a predicted model, not a curated record.